AAAAAAAAAGAAGAGAGAAAAAAAAAGCUCCAGCUGUCAGGCAGGGGAGGCGAUAACAAAACUGAUACUGGCAUCAUCGACCCCUCCGUCACCGACACCCCGCCUGGAUUUUGGACCUCUACAUACCCACCUAUUAUUGUGCCUUUCUCCCCAAAUUCCAGUUCUUCCUUCUACCAAAAAAAAAGUACCUUGCUCUUUCUGUUCAUAAGUUGACUAAUUUUAUUGCAUCUAAACCCACCAUCAUGUCGGCCGGGACCUCCUUCAAGCUGUCCAACGGGGUGACCAUUCCCGGUGUCGGGUUUGGUACCUUUGCCAACGAGGGAUCCAAGGGAGAGACUUACAAGGCUGUCACGCAUGCGCUACGGACCGGAUACAGACACCUGGACUGUGCCUGGUUCUAUCUCAACGAAGACGAGGUGGGCGAGGGGAUUCACGACUUCCUCAAGGAGAACCCGUCGGUCAAGCGGGAGGACAUCUUUGUCUGCACCAAGGUCUGGAACCAUCUGCACCGCUAUGAGGAUGUGCUCUGGUCUGUCGAGAACUCUCUGAAGAGACUCAAGCUGGACUACGUCGAUCUCUUCCUGGUUCACUGGCCCAUUGCUGCCGAGAAGGAGACGCAGGAGAAGCCCAAGAUUGGGUCUGACGGAAAGUACGUCAUUCUCAAAGAUUUGACAGAGAACCCCGAACCGACAUGGCGCGCCAUGGAGAAGAUCUAUGAGGAUGGCAAGGCUCGUGCCAUUGGAGUCUCCAACUGGACCAUCCACGGUCUGGAGCAGCUGCUGCAGUUCGCCAAGGUGCAGCCGCACGUCAACCAGAUCGAGAUUCACCCUUUCCUGCCCAACAACGAGCUGGUCCAGUACUGCUUCGCCCACAACAUCCUACCGGAGGCCUACUCGCCCCUCGGCUCGCAGAACCAGGUCCCCACCACCGGCGAGAGGGUCAGCGAGAACCCGACCCUGAACGCCAUCGCGCAAAAGGGCGGCAACACCCUGGCUCAGGUGCUCAUUGCCUGGGGUCUGCGCCGCGGCUACGUCGUCCUGCCCAAGAGCUCGAACCCGGCCCGCAUCGAGUCCAACUUCAAGAGCAUCACCCUCUCCGAUGCCGACUUUGAAGCCGUCAACGCCGUCGCCGAGGGCCGCCACUUCCGUUUCGUCAACAUGAAGGACACCUUUGGUCAUGACGUCUGGCCCGAGGAGGCGCGUGCUGCCAUUUCCGCUUAAUCUGUCGUUUCAUACGAACCAAUUCAAGCAGGGUUUAACCAGCGUUUCAUCCUUGAGCGUCCCUCACACAGACUGUGCUCGGACCGGUCGGGUUGAUUUGAUGGCUGAUGGCUGAUACACGGGAAUUUGGAACCAAUGUUGAAUGCGGGUCAUCAUUUCGGUAUUCCGUGAUUGGACAGAUCGCCACCACAAAAUAGAUCUACUACAAUGGUA
Messenger RNA from Penicilliopsis zonata CBS 506.65, 1433 nucleotides. RefSeq lists its product as hypothetical. Gene Ontology annotation, cellular component: cytosol. The transcript has 3 exons. The record is from RefSeq and is a predicted model, not a curated record. Gene Ontology annotation, molecular function: aldose reductase (NADPH) activity. Lineage: Eukaryota; Fungi; Ascomycota; Eurotiomycetes; Eurotiales; Aspergillaceae. The coding region runs from base 243 to 1220 and encodes 325 amino acids.